AUGUUCGGACGUCGACGAAGACCUAUUCUCGGCGCUGCCGUUGUUGUAGGUGCGUCUCGAGCAGCUGCCAAGCGCGAAGUUCGGAAACAAGGAAUCUUGGCCACUGAGCGUGAUCAAGAAAUAGAGAGAGAGGUCGAGCUCCGAAAGUACCAAGAUGAACAACAAGAAAUACGUGCACAGCGUGCCGUCGACGAAGCGAUAAAAAAGUCUGGACUACAGGAGCAAGCUGCCCUACAGAACACCGCUCCACUGCCAAUUCCACCGCAGCAGCAGUACAAUGCUGCCUUCCCAGUGAUACAAUCUCAGCCUCGAGAAAUGGGAUUUUACGAGUCUACCGCUCAGUCAGCACAAGACUAUCGACCGGUGCCUGAAUACCAGCUUGCGCCUCAAUUCGCAGAAGAGAGACCUCGAAAAUCUCCAAUUCCGCGCCAAAAUCCAGAUUCUAGAAUUCGAUACUGUACUCAGUGCGGCCAAACUUGCCAGUAUACAGACAGAUUUUGUCGCCAGUGCGGUAUAAAGCAACCAUGUCAGGAAGACAUGGUCGGGUAG
Messenger RNA from Fusarium venenatum, 549 nucleotides. RefSeq lists its product as uncharacterized. The record is from RefSeq and is a predicted model, not a curated record. Lineage: Eukaryota; Fungi; Ascomycota; Sordariomycetes; Hypocreales; Nectriaceae.